Molecule: messenger RNA, 2043 nt
Organism: Triticum aestivum (bread wheat)
Lineage: Eukaryota; Viridiplantae; Streptophyta; Magnoliopsida; Poales; Poaceae
Product: receptor-like serine/threonine-protein kinase SD1-8
Exons: 5
Coding region: 1-2043 (680 amino acids)
Biological process (GO): protein phosphorylation; recognition of pollen
Molecular function (GO): protein kinase activity; ATP binding
Source: RefSeq, a predicted model, not a curated record
AUGGACCCCUUUCCCAUACACAAAAUCAUCUGCCUUGUUUGUUGGUCAUUUUGGUUAUUCCCAUUCUGUGCAUCAUCCGGCAGCCGCCUUCUUCCCGACAAGCCGCUUUCUGCUGGAAGCACCAUCACCUCCGACGACGGCACUUUCGCCCUGGGAUUCUUCUCCCCGUCCAGCUCCGGCAGAAAACAUUACUACGUCGGAAUAUGGUACAAGAACAUACCCAAAGACAAUGUUGUGUGGGUUGCCAAUCGUGCUAUGCCGAUUGCUGAUCCUUCUUCUGUAACACUGGCCUUCACAAACGGAUCCAAUCUGGCCCUGUCAGACACCAAUGGCCAGCUUCUCUGGAUGACAGAUAUCAGCGCCGCAGGGAAUUCAUCGUCAGAGGCAACUGGUGGAGAAGCCACACUUGAUAACAAUGGGAAUUUUAUCCUUCGGUCAUCACAGGGCAUCAUCUUAUGGCAAAGCUUCGAUUAUCCGACCGACACUCUCCUUCCAGGUAUGAACCUCAGGAUCACCCACAAGACGCAUGGACUACAACGGCUCGUCUCUUGGAGAAACACCCAGGACCCAUCCCCGGGCAACUUCUCAUAUGGUGCACACCCUGAUGAGUUUCUGCGGCGUUUUUCAUGGAAUGGUUCGACACCAUACUGGCGAAGUCCAGCGUGGAAUAACUAUUUGUUAGUAGGGCGGUACGUCGAGAGUGUCAAGUCCACAAUUCACUUCACACUGAAUACUAUUGAUGAUGAGGUGUACAUUUCCUUUGGACUACCAGAACCAAGUGUCUCCUUAGUGCUACUGAAGAUGGACUACUCAGGAAAGAUGAAGUUACGAACCUGGAAUAGCAACAUGUCCAAAUGGGCUGACCUGCGAUCAGAACCUAAACAGGAAUGCAACAAAUUUGGUUACUGUGGUCCAUUUGGUUACUGCGACAACACGCAGCCUAUUGUGACAUGCAAGUGUAUUGAUGGCUUUGAGCCAAACAACAAGCAAGACUGGACGGGGCACAGGUUUUCGCAGGGAUGCCACCGGAUGGAAGCACUAAGAUGUGGUCAACGGGAUAGCUUCUUAAAUUUGCCAAGCAUGAAGGUUCCCCACGAGUCCUUGCAUGUCAAGAAUAUAAGCUUAGAUGAAUGCAUAGCAGAAUGCACCAGCAACUGCUCCUGCACGGCGUAUGCUUUCGCCAAUACGAGCACCAAGGAUAUCAAUGGGGAUGAAACUAGGUGCCUAUUAUGGAACGGAGAUUUGAUUGACACAGAGAAGCUCAUUGGACAAGGGCAAAACCUCUAUAUCCGGGUUAAUGGAUUGAGUGAUAAAAAGCGGAAGAGCACUGUUUUAAAAAUUACACUGCCAGUCGUGUCAAGCUUGCUCAUAAUCAUAUGGGUGUGCCUUGUUUGGAUCUGCUGCUUGGGAGGCAAACAAAGAAACAAGAAAAUUUGGAAGAAGCUGAUGUCAGGAACUUCGAGCACUUCAGUUGAACUUUGCGACGGAAACUUAAAGUAUCCUUCUAUUAGGUUCAAAGAAAUUGUACUUGCAACAAACAAUUUCUCUAACUCCAACAAGCUUGGACAUGGAGGUUUUGGCAAUGUUUACAAGGGAACGUUAGAAGAUGGUACAGAAAUUGCUGUGAAAAGGCUUAGGAAGGGUUCUGGCCAGGGAGUACUGGAGUUCAGAAAUGAAGUACUACUCAUUGCGAAGUUGCAGCAUAAAAACUUGGUUAGACUUCUCAGCUUCUGCAUCCAUGGAGAUGAGAAACUAUUAAUAUAUGAAUACUUACCUAACAAAAGUCUGGAUGCCAUGCUUUUCGAUGCCACAAGAAAAUCAAUGCUUAAUUGGCCAAUAAGAUUCGAGAUAAUCAAAGGGGUAGCUAGAGGACUUCUUUAUCUUCAUCAGGAUUCAAGGUUGAAGAUAAUUCACAGGGAUCUCAAAGCAAGCAACAUAUUAUUAGAUGCCGAAAUAAGCCCUAAGAUAUCUGAUUUUGGUAUAGCAAGGAUAUUUGGUGUCGAUCAGCAGCAAGAAAAUACCAACCGCGUUGUUGGCACAUAG